AUGUCGGCAGAAGCAGUCGAGACGGGUCCUACCACGCAUCAACGCAAAAAGCCGAUUCGAACAUAUGGGAGGCGGUCUGCCGCCGCAGCCGCCAAAGAAGACGCAAAACCCUCGACGCCGCGACAGCUGAGUCCCGAAGGUACGCCAGCACCACAGCUACCGCCGCCCAAUUUAGCUGCUACCGUUCCUCCGUCUGUCGAAUGCUGCCCGAAACCCAACGCGCCCAAGUCCGGCUCGAUCCUGUCUUUCUUCAAAGCAAAGCCCAAGACACCCGCACCCAGUACCAGUAAAGCGACUACACCCGCACCACUUGCCUCCGACGAGCUGACAUCGACACCUCCAUCACCACCGCCCUCGGGCUCCGGACAGAGAAAACGCCGCAGACUAACGACCCGUCCGACCUUUGACGAUGAUGCCGCUGGCGAUAAUCAAGCAGGCAAAAAAAGGAAAGAAAGUGGGGACGAGACGCCAGAAGCGAGAGAUGGGACACCAAUCAACACAUCGUCAGCUUCUACAACCGAGACCGAUUCGACAGCAAUAACUAUCUCGACACAGCUUGUUACCCAAAAGAAACGCACAGCCAAGGCCCCAGCGAAGGAAAUGGUGCAGACCACGUUAAGCCUCGCAAUUGGUGAGCCCCGGCCCCAGUUCAUUGUUUGCAAAGAAUGCAGUAUGCUCUACAACCAUCUCAAUGACAAAGACCGGAAAGACCACAAGAGGGUGCACAUGGCUUAUACCCGGAGCAAAAAUAAGGAAGUGGAAUAG
Messenger RNA from Neurospora tetrasperma FGSC 2508, 765 nucleotides. RefSeq lists its product as uncharacterized. Bases 1 to 765 code for a protein of 254 amino acids. Lineage: Eukaryota; Fungi; Ascomycota; Sordariomycetes; Sordariales; Sordariaceae. The transcript has a single exon. The record is from RefSeq and is a predicted model, not a curated record.